Messenger RNA from Centruroides sculpturatus (bark scorpion), 826 nucleotides. Its product is annotated as ras-related protein Rab-10-like. NCBI's taxonomy places the organism in Eukaryota, Metazoa, Arthropoda, Arachnida, Scorpiones, Buthidae. Gene Ontology annotation, molecular function: GTP binding; GTPase activity. Bases 326 to 790 code for a protein of 154 amino acids. The transcript has 3 exons. The record is from RefSeq and is a predicted model, not a curated record.
CACGGCAAAAAUAUCCGAAUGGUGUAAAGCAGCCAGAUUAUACGCAUUGGCGCAUGCCCUUUACAGAGCACCAACCUCGCUGUUUAGCCGAUGGAUGCUACAUACCAAAAUAUCGUAUAACGCUUCCAAUGAUUGUAUCCAGGGCCGCCACGACUUCCCUAUCAUCAAAUGUCACCGCACGCUACUGCAAAGGAUUACUAUAAGGAUACUUAGGUGAAGACGAAUUAUAUAAAUACGCAUUAAUCAAAGAAGAAGAAGAAUUAUUUAAUAUUUUAAGGUGUGGCGCUUCAAUCAACGUCCAUAUUGAAACAAGUGGGAAGAAGGGAUGGCGAAAAAGUCCUAUGAUUUGCUCUUUAAAUUAUUAUUAAUCGGCGAUUCUGGUGUCGGUAAAACGUGUAUAUUAUUCAGGUUUUCGGACGAUGCUUUUAAUACAACGUUUAUAUCGACGAUAGGUACGAGAUUUGCAUUAGUUAAUUUCUUAAUUUAUCUUAAUCGUCAUUUAAGUACACAUCUUUUAAUUUUUUAUAGGGAUACAGCAGGUCAAGAGAGAUUUCAUACAAUCACUACAUCUUACUACAGAGGUGCAAUGGGUAUAAUGCUAGUUUAUGAUAUUACUAAUCCAAAGAGCUUUGAUAAUAUUGCUAAAUGGUUACGGAAUAUAGAUGAAGUAAGUUUAGUAUAUUUAAAAUUUCAUUUUUUUUAUAAAAUUUUAUCUAAAAACAAAUUUGUUCAAAUGUCCUUAUGGAAGUUUUGGUUUAAUGAAAUUAUUUUGAACUUAAAGCAGUUAUAAUUUAUUUAAUAGAACUUAAAUUUUGAGUCAUAAAAA